This is a messenger RNA of Vidua chalybeata, 2380 nucleotides long. RefSeq names its product lactosylceramide 4-alpha-galactosyltransferase-like. The transcript has 2 exons. The record is from RefSeq and is a predicted model, not a curated record. Bases 149 to 1240 code for a protein of 363 amino acids. Lineage: Eukaryota; Metazoa; Chordata; Aves; Passeriformes; Viduidae. Gene Ontology annotation, biological process: protein O-linked glycosylation. Gene Ontology annotation, molecular function: acetylglucosaminyltransferase activity.
AUAAGAAGCAAGUGACAGACCAAAGUGUUGUAGUUAUCCUCAUAUACUUUAAUUUCUUAAACAUCCUUUCAGCUGAGCAGGGAAUUCCGUGGUGUCUUGAAAGCAGGGACAGGCUGUCUCAAGAGAGCAGACUCUGGCUGGAGAAAGAAUGCUCAGGAUGCCCAGCUGCCUCCUAAAGCUGACCAGGAUGGUGCUCAGCCACAAACCCUGUGCCCUGUUUAUCCUCAUCAUUGGGUUUGUAUCCUUUGCCUACAUCAAGUUGUACUGGGGCAUCUGGAAGGACCCAAAGAGCAGAGCCCCCACCUAUGGCUUGUCUGCUGAGAUCAGCUGUGCUCACUAUGUGCCUUCUGCCCUCGACAUUGCUGGUGGGCCCUCUCCUCCCACAGGAAAUGUGUUUUUUGUGGAGACCUCAGAGCAAACUUCCCCAAGUUACCUGUUCUCGUGCUCUGUGGAGUCAGCGGCCAGGACACACCCUGCGUCAAGAGUUAUGGUGCUCAUGAAAGGUUUGGCCAAAGGGAACGCCUCCUUACCCAAGCACUGGGCUUUCUCCUUGCUGAGCUGCUUCCCCAACGUGGAAAUCCGGCCCCUAGACUUGACAGAGCUCUUUUCUGGAACGCCUCUGAAAAGGUGGUACUUAUGGCCUCUGCGGCACUGGGAGCCUCAUUUUUUACCCGUCCUCUCUGACGCCUGCAGAAUCGUCCUCAUGUGGAAAUUUGGUGGCAUCUACCUGGAUACAGACUUCAUUGUGCUUAAGAACUUAGAGAACCUCACCAAUGCCCUUGGGAUUCAGGAUGACAAUGAACUGAAUGGGGCCUUUCUGUCCUUUAAGGCCAAGCACCAGUUCAUGGAGCUGUGCAUGCAGGACUUUGUGCAGAAUUACAAUGGCUGGGUCUGGGGGCACCAGGGCCCAGAGCUUCUAACUCGUGUCUUCAAGAAGUGGUGCUCCCUCGGGACUAUCAAGAGCAUGAGCUGCAAAGGUGUGAGUGCUCUUGCCCAAGAAGUUGUUUAUCCUAUUCCCUGGCAGGACUGGAAGAAGUUGUUUGAGGCAGUCAGUGCCUUGGAGCUUCAGAAACUCCUUAAGAACACCUAUGCAGUGCACAUAUGGAACAAACUGAGCCAUGGGACCAAGUUGGAGAUCCCCUCCCAGGCUCUGCUGGCUCAGCUCUAUUCCCAGUUCUGCCCUGCCACCUAUGCAAAGAUGAAACAGGACUCGGAAGAGUUGUCCAGUCAUGCAGUGUGACCUGGGGGACCUUGGCUGCAGAGGUGUUCCCCAGGCUGAAGGAAACCGAGCGCCUUAGACCUACCCCAGAGUUGGUUUUUAGUCCCUGGAGCAGGUGUUCUUUGUGACAGCUCUGUGGUUUUGUACCUGAUAUUUCUGAUAUCUGACUCAGAUCCUUUGUGUUUCAAAUUUACAGCUUGACCUGACUUCAGCGUCUCUUCCUGUCCUUCACGAGACCUGUUGCUGCAAGGAAGGUUAAAGUCAUUCAUCAGCAUCCCUCUGCUGAUUCUCUCUUGGUGUUCUCCAAUGGUUCCUCCUGUAAAUCCCAGCCUGAGCAGCCCCUUGUGAUGAUUCAACCGCUGUAGGUACCUUUGGCUUGCUCUCUGUGGCAUUUUUGAGUUUGCGAAUCGAUACCAGUCAGUGCCAAAGGGCACAGAUUGCUGGGGCUCAGAGCAGAAUCCAUGGCUGGCAAAGAUCUGUAACACAUGGAGAAAUACAUGAAGUGUAUAUGAAAUUUGCUUUAAGAAGCAGAAAACAGUUUCGGUCCCUGCAUGGCUCAGUAUGAACUUGUUCUAAAUGUCUUAAGAGAGAAAAGUUCAAAUUAUACUUCCUACUGUUUCUGAUUCCACAGCAGUGGGAUGACUUGUCUGGGACUCCUCAGGAAAACAAAUAGACAAAAGCAGUUCCUUGAGGAGCGGAAAUUAUAAAGAUCCUUGCUCUGCUGUAGUAUUUCUUGUAGAUACCAACAUCUAAGCAGCCAUUGUUGCACUCUGAAGGGGCUCAGCAUUGCCUGUUUCUGCAGUGCUGUGAGGAGGAUUACAUCCCUUUCAUUGGAAUAUUGAGACCAUUGUGGAAGUCCAGAGGACAACAUGUCCACAUCAACAGAAGGAGCAGGUGCAGGACUCCGAGCACUGUUGCCAUGGACAAAAAUAAAAACUCAGAAGCACAUGAAGGUUGGAAAAGACCUCCAAGAUCAGGGAGUCCAACCUUCAAUUCUGUAUCACCACGCCCACUAGCCUUUAUCCCAAAGUGCCAUGUGUACUCAUUUUCUGGAGCACUUUCAGGGAUGCAGACUCCACCACUUCCCUUGGGAGCCUGUGGCACACAGUGCUUAAGCACUCUGAAAUUUUUCCUUGUAUCCAAGCUGAACCUACCGUUGUG